Messenger RNA from Pogona vitticeps (central bearded dragon), 2427 nucleotides. RefSeq names its product cholinergic receptor nicotinic delta subunit (gene CHRND). Lineage: Eukaryota; Metazoa; Chordata; Lepidosauria; Squamata; Agamidae. Gene Ontology annotation, cellular component: postsynaptic membrane. Gene Ontology annotation, molecular function: transmembrane signaling receptor activity; acetylcholine-gated monoatomic cation-selective channel activity. The record is from RefSeq and is a predicted model, not a curated record. Gene Ontology annotation, biological process: monoatomic ion transmembrane transport.
UCCGACUGUUUCGGCCCGUGGCCAUCGGAGAGCUGGACAAAGAGGGGAGCCGGACAAAGCCACUUGCGCCGGACACCCCGGCACCAACAUGGAAAGAUGGACGCUGAGCCUCAUCCUGCUUGGGGUUUUUGCCCUGUCAGGUACCCUUGGGAUGAACAUGGAAGAAAAACUGAUGAAAUACCUCUUCGAGGAGAAAGGCUACAACAAGAACCUGCGGCCGGUGGUUUCCAAAGAUGAGACAGUAACGGUCUACCUGGCCCUGACGCUCUCCAACCUGAUAUCCCUGAAAGAAGCUGACGAAACUCUCACCACCAAUGUUUGGAUUGAUCAUGGAUGGACAGACUACAGGCUGCAGUGGAACAAGUCUGAAUUUGGUGGCAUUUGGGUCCUCCGUCUCCGGCCGGAAAUGUUGUGGCUGCCUCAGAUUGUCUUGGAGAACAACAACGACGGAAAUUUUGAGAUCACGUACAACGCCAACAUCCUGUUGUACAGCAGCGGCUGGGUCUACUGGCUGCCGCCCGCCAUCUUCCGCAGCGCCUGCCCCAUCAACGUCAACUUCUUCCCGUUUGACUGGCAGAACUGCACGCUGAAGUUCACGUCGCUGAUGUACAACGCCAACGAGAUCGACAUGCAGGUCAAGAUAGACGAGGAGGUGCCAAAGGAAAAUGGCGGUCCCAAGAAGAAGUUUCUGGUGGAAUGGAUCGUCAUUGAACCGGCAGCCUUCACCGAGAAUGGCGAAUGGGAGAUCAUUCACAGACCAGCCCGGAAAAACGUUGACCCCAGCGUCCCUCGUGAAAGUAACAAGUACCAAGACAUCACCUUCUACCUCAUCAUCAAGCGCAAGCCCCUCUUCUACAUCAUCAACAUCAUCACCCCCUGCAUCCUCAUCGCCUUCAUGACCAUCCUGGUCUUCUACCUGCCAGCUGACUGUGGAGAGAAGGUGACUCUGGUGAUCUCCAUCCUGCUGGCUCAGUCUGUCUUCCUGCUCCUGAUCUCCCAGCGCCUGCCAGCCACUUCCUUUGCUAUCCCACUCAUUGGCAAGUACCUGCUCUUUGUUAUGCUGCUGGUCACCGCCGUGGUGGUCCUCUGCGUGGUGGAGCUCAACAUCCACUUCCGCACCCCCAGCACCCACAUCCUGUCCAGCUGGACCAAAGAGCUCUUCCUCGAAACUCUGCCUCGCCUCCUGCACAUGUCCAGGCCAGCUGUGAGCGAUCCUGACCCCCAGGAGGGGCUGCUGAUCCGGCGCAGCAGUUCCGUCGGCUACAUCGUCAAGGCUGAAGAGUAUUUCACCAUCAAGUCCCGGAGCGAACUCAUGUUUGAGAAGCAGUCCGAGAGACAUGGUUUGGCCAGCCGGGUCACACCUGCGAGGCCAAACCUCCAUGGCAUGGAUGGCAGGGAUGAACAGCUCUACAAUGAGAUCAAGCCAGCCAUCACAGGGGCCAACUACAUUGUGAAGCACAUGCGGGACAAGAAUGACUAUAAUGAGGAGAAAGACAACUGGAACCUCAUUGCUGCCACAGUGGACCACCUUGGUUUACUUUUGGUCACGCCAAUUCUGACCCUCGGCACCUUAUGGAUUUUCUUGAUGGGGUACUACAACCACCCUCCUCCCUUGCCUUUUGAAGGUGAUGCUUUUGACUACCGUGAAGAAAACAAGCACUAUGUCCAAGAGUCAAACUAGAUGACGUAUUUAGCAUCUUUCGAGAAGAAGUGCUUCCCCCACUGUUGAAAUACUGUACAGCCAUUGGUCAUAGCACAUGAUUUUCUCAACGGUGUAUCUUGUAUUUAGCGUGCUCUGUUUUGUAAUUGGUCGAUGGAAGGUAAACCUGGGCUUAAUUUGCCAGUCGGAUUGCUGAGAAAUCUUCUGGCUGAGGAAAUCAUGUUAUAGGAGAGAAAACUGGUUAAUAUGAGGGUUAUAUCCAUUCCCCUUAAGAUCUAGAAGAUGAGAUCUCUGGCUCAUGGCCUCAGUCAUCAGCUCUCUCACACAUGUUUGAGGGUUACAACCUUCUUUCUGAUUUUCUUCCUUAAUCACAGAAAUGGAUUCAGCCAUGCCAUUGUUCAGUGUCAUGUUUUUAAAAAUCCUACAUAUUUGCACCCUGUUGGGAGAGAGUUAAGAGUACUAGAUAGUUAGUUGUUGAUGCCAUCACUGCUUCUUCUGAGGACUCACAAGUAUUAGCUGAUCACAUUCAUUGAAGGGUUUUUAAAUAAGGAUGUUCUCUUCUGUGGCCAUAAGGCAGAGAAGGACAGGUUCUUCGCUAGGGCAAGAGCUGACAAGAAACCAGGAAAAUGGCAUUGAUUUAUUUUUUUGCAUAAUCUAGGGACUGUUUAGUAAGAUGCUUGAGGAUGGUUGGUUUUGUUUCACUGCUGCGUUGUCUGCUCACAAAUGCUUGUCCAUGUUUUGUUUCAUUAAGUUGUACCCGCGGGAGA